Phalaenopsis equestris is the source of this 2692-nucleotide messenger RNA. RefSeq lists its product as uncharacterized. The transcript is spliced from 3 exons. Bases 270 to 2582 code for a protein of 770 amino acids. The record is from RefSeq and is a predicted model, not a curated record. Lineage: Eukaryota; Viridiplantae; Streptophyta; Magnoliopsida; Asparagales; Orchidaceae.
GACCCAGCCUCGGCCUGAUUCCGCGUGGGUCCUUUAAUGGAUGCCAAGCCAGCAAUAAUUCUCAAAGGGAAUCACAGUCGGCCAAUCUUGGAAGGCCCAGAUCCCCAAAUAAGUCGAAAGCCGUCCCUCAUUUUCUUGCGCUGUCUGGUUUUUUCUCUCUCUUCUUCAACUCGUCAGAGCUCUAAAGCUGGAAGCCACAGAGAAAUACUGAUGCUGCUUCUUCAAUAAAUUAUGUUUCAACUAAGAAAGUGAAGAAGCUAAAACGUCAGAUGGGAUCAGCACAUGAAGAAAUUACCAGUCCUCAUCAUCUUGCACCUUUCAUAAGGAGUUCAGGACAACAUCUACCAUUCAACUUUGGAGAAAAAACAAGUAAGAAAUUCCCAAACCAUGAUAAGGUCUCCAAGUCCAAAGUUCAAAUGCAGCAGCUCGAAAUGCAUUCAAAAGAUGCUGGAAAAGAUAAAAUUGAAAAUUCAUCGCAAAUGAAUACAUCAGGAACUCAUCUGCUGCCUUCACAUAGAAGGAAGUUUUCUGAGGCUGAAGAGAUUGUCAAGUACAUGUCAAGUAUCCCUAGCUAUCUUCAGCUUGAGGAGAAGGGGUCGUACAACAUUCAGGAGAAGGUGCUGAAUGUUGGUGUUCUUGAUUGGAGGCGUCUGCAAGAGUGGGCAGAUCAUGAAAAACAGCUUUUUGCAAAUAAACGCAAUGACUCUCCAUCUAUUAGUAAUGUGUCCACAUUUUCCUCAUCUCCAUUUUCUUCAAGAAGCGAUGCCAGUCUUCCUCCUCCUGAAAGGAAGCAAUCUUCUACUUUUAGUAGAAUUUCAAAUUUGGCAAACUCAGAGGAAAAGGAUCAAAGAAAAGUUAGGAGAAAAGAUUCAAGUAAAAAAAUAACCAAGUCCCAAGAGGCAGCAGACAUUAUUGGUAGUAUACCUGCAGACUCAAAAGGUUCUGCGAACUUUGCUUUGUUAUUCGGUAAUGAGAGCACUAAGGUUGCCAGAUUGAAUGAAUUAGAGAAAUUCCAAAUCAGCUUUGAGCAGGAAAGUUGCAGGUCUCAUCUAAACGAGGAUGGAGAUGGACCAAAAAAUAGGAGGAAACAUCUUGAGGAAAUAAUUGCUAGAAGCAUUCUUAGCUUUGAUGCCGCAUUGACUGAUCAAGGGAAUAUGAAAAAUGUGAAAAGCGGCAGAUUGUCCGGAAAAUUUUCUCUUCCUCCACGUUCAUCGGCGCCUUCUUCCGAUACACAUAGAGAAGAAUCUCUUGAAGUUGAUAAAAAAACAUCUUUUGAAAGAGAACUGUCACCCAUUGUUCUUCCUAGAGUUGAUUUGAAAGGGAGAAGUGAAAGUCCUUUGAAAUCCAUUGCAGAUGAUCCCAAUGAGAUUAUUUCGAGAUGUAGCAGUAGAAAUAGGAGAAGCCCAAUGAGGCUGUUUUUCGAUCAACCGCGGAAGUCCACCUCCUCUGUCUGUUCAGUUUCUGAUAUUUCCGAUACGGCUGCUGCUAGAAGCAGCAUCAGAGGCAGGCGUAGCCCAGUGAAGCAGGUGUUAUUAGAUCCUGAUGCUUCUGUUUCGAGAAGUAAUAGCAGAGGAAGGCGUAGUCCUUUGAGGCAGAUGCUCGAGUCUCCACGAAAGUCGUCUUCUACAUCUGUCAAUUCUUCUCAGCGGCUGCCACAAGAAUCAUGCGGUGCCGUUGAUCCAAUCCCUUCAUCUUUGACACGGCAAGCUCUUCUGAAACUCUGUUGGAGGAAUGGGCUCCCUCUUCUCAUGUUCUCAUCUAGUGAUGAUAGUAUUCUUGUGGCCAUGAUGCAUAAACAAGGCAACCCUGACCUGAACAUCUGUGACUGUGUUUAUGAAAUACACACAGCUAUGGCUGUAGAGGUUAAGAAAAAAAACGGCGCCUGGUUAAGCCAAGGAACAAAGAGCAAGAAGCCUGAAUUCAGCUGCAAGUUUGCCGCUGAAUUGAUUAUUUCGAAUUCCGAGAGAGUUAGCUUUGAUCUCAAGCAUCGGUCUUUCAUAAGAGAGCUUGUUCUCUUGGGUGAUGAACUGGUGCCUUCAUCAUCCUCGUCGAAUCAGAAUCACGUUGACGCCACUAAUCCAUCCAGCAGGACUGAGCUUGCUGCCAUAGUAGUUGAAUCUUCACACCAGAAGCUAUGUUCUCCACGCAUUGUUGCUAUUCUUCCCAGUGGCGUCCAUGGCUUCUCCAACACAAGAGAGCCCUCCAAAUUGAUUGAAAAGUGGGAAUCGAGAGGGGCAUGCGACUGUGGAGGUUGGGAUGAAGGUUGUGCGCUGACAAUUUUAACCAACCACUCCCAACAAAUGAACAAUAUUUCCAAAUCAGUCAAUGAAUGUGGAGCUACUGUUGAUCAUGGAACUGGUGGAUUUGAUCUUUUCACUGAAGGCGAUGCAAGAAAGGGAAAGCCAUCUUUCAGCAUGGUUUCUUUUAAAGAUGAUAUGUUCACAGUAGAAUUCAAGGCUUCCAUUCCUCUGCUGCAGGCUUUUGCAAUUUCCAUUGCCAUGCUUCAUGAUCAAAAUCAUUUAAUUUCAGUAGAUAAUUAUGAGGAUAUUAGCUUUGAUAGCUAUCCAGUAAUUUCUCCCUGAACACUUUUUGAUGGUAAAUUCAUCUUCGUCCUCUUGGUUCUGCGUUGAGGCCUACCUCAGCAAUUUCAAUUUAUAUGAUUCACUCCAUUCCUAUAUAUAAAUAAUUAAAU